AAUUCCAACCACAUCUCCUUCCCCCCACACACCUACAACAGCCGCAGCCACCAUGCCUCGUCAACGUUCUACCCCUGCGCGCAGCGCUCCCAGCAGACCUACCGCCGCCCCUGCCCGGCCAGCUCCUCCUCCCCAGGCCCAGCAGCAGCACCAGCCUCACUCGACUGCUGCUCACCCUUACCCCCAGCAGGCUCACCAGCCCCCUCCGCAAGUCGUCCAGCAGAGCUCGGGGCCGGGUCUCUUUGGCCAGAUGGCUUCCACUGCUGCUGGUGUUGCAGUCGGUUCCUCCAUCGGACACGCCAUCGGCGGUUUCUUCAGCGGCGGCUCCAGCGCUCCUGCCGAAGCCCAGCAGGCUCCUCCCCCCGCGCAGUCUCAGUCGAUGGACAACGGGCUGUGGCAGAGCAGCGCGACUAACAGUGCCUGGGAAACCCCUGCAUGCGAGGCCGACGUUCGCAAUUUCCGCAAGUGUAUGGAUGAGAACCAGGGCAACAUGUCCAUUUGCGGUUGGUACCUGGACCAGCUGAAAGCCUGCCAGGCCGCCGCUAAGCCUUACUAAGCUGUCAUCAUGCAUUUCCGGGGGGUUAAUUUGAGGGAUGCAAUCUACUUUUUUUUUCACAAAUCCAGUCGCUUUUGAUCGGGUCAUGUAUACCAACCAACAUUUGUAUUUUCAACGGUUCCAUCCCUGGACCAGGGUCUCAUAGAAGAGACACGAAGUAAGAGGAUAAACUCGAACAAACAGAGCAAAAAAUUGAAAAAGACGAUAUCACUAAUGAAAGUGAUCCCAUUCCACUCUACAACCAUUCUUUCCCUUAUACAUUCAAUCUGCUACAUCCGUAAAAUAAGAAUAAUUAUAC
This is a messenger RNA of Penicilliopsis zonata CBS 506.65, 854 nucleotides long. RefSeq lists its product as hypothetical. The transcript has 3 exons. The coding region runs from base 53 to 556 and encodes 167 amino acids. NCBI's taxonomy places the organism in Eukaryota, Fungi, Ascomycota, Eurotiomycetes, Eurotiales, Aspergillaceae. Gene Ontology annotation, biological process: mitochondrion organization. Gene Ontology annotation, cellular component: nucleus; mitochondrion. The record is from RefSeq and is a predicted model, not a curated record.